Messenger RNA from Ostreobium quekettii, 336 nucleotides. Lineage: Eukaryota; Viridiplantae; Chlorophyta; Ulvophyceae; Bryopsidales; Ostreobiaceae. The record is from the annotation of a GenBank genome assembly.
AUGCGGCAUGUCAGUGUUGGGGCGUCUCGCAAGGUGACGAGCAUGAGUGGCAAGCCCUUUGACAGGGAUUGGAUAUCCUCCAGCCCGUUCGCGUUCAUGAUGGGUUUCAUUGGCUGGACCGCGCCCUCUUCCAUUGGCGUCCCUGCAUACGAUGGCAACAGUUUGUUUGGCUCGUUGCUUGGGCAAAUAGUGAAGGAAUGGCAGCACUUCCCCACAGGACCUGCCCUGGACUCUCCAUUCUGGCUGUACCUGAUCACCUGGCACCUUGGCCUCUUUGUUACCCUCACUCUCGCUCAGAUCGGCUUCAAUGGCAACAAGCAGGGGUACUUUGAUUAG